Molecule: messenger RNA, 909 nt
Organism: Brenthis ino (lesser marbled fritillary)
Lineage: Eukaryota; Metazoa; Arthropoda; Insecta; Lepidoptera; Nymphalidae
Source: the annotation of a GenBank genome assembly
AUGGAGUUCCCCACACUCGGCGAGCACUGCCAGAACAAAGAAUGUAACCAAGUAGACUUCCUACCUCUUCAAUGCAAAUGUGGAAAAGUUUUUUGCCGCAAUCAUUUUAAUAUUCAUUGUACAUCUGGAGACUGCGAGCUGGCGCCAAAGCCUAAGGAAGUUAACUUACAAAAUGACGAUCAAAUAUACAGGUGUUCAUAUUCCGGUUGCAAGAAAGGAAAUCUACAUGAAAUGCUGUGUCAUAAGUGCAAUAAGCAUUAUUGUAUUGACCAUAGAUUUCAUGCGUCUUGUCCAGAAAUAGAUGAUGAAACAAUGGCAGCUAAAAUAGAGCAGUUCGAAGCACCAAGACGCCAGUUCCAAGAGGCAAAUAAACUCCUUCAAGGAAAGAUUACAGAAAAUAUAAGGAAAGCAUUACAAUCAUCAGCUAAAGUGAAAACGGCAUCUAAAAUCCAUUUGAUGAGAGUAAAGCAGAAGGCUUUAGGUCCUAAAUCAAUUUCAGUGUCUGAUAGAGUAUAUUUUGCAGUCAAAAAACCUAUAUCUGUAGAACCAAAAGCAGUCAAAAUCAUUCAAGAUAUAAACAAUAUAAAAUCCUUAGAAUCUGUAUCAUUGGAACCGGAUUUAAAAGAUACUGUGCCACUAUUUAUUUCGACUAAGUGGAGUCUCGGGAGAGCUAUUGACAGUAUUUGUGACACAUGUAAUAUUAAAAAUGAAAAUAAUAAAAUGGGACAUACUAAAGUAAGGCUAUAUCGACAGUUAGAUGGUUAUUGCAUAAGUCCUUUAAAAAUGGAUGUAGAAAUAUCAGAGCUAUUAAAAAAUGAAGUUUUAUUAGAGGGAGAUAGGUUAGUUGUUGAGUAUAUUGAUACUAAUGUUAUAAAUAAUUUAGAAGAUACAGCACAAUUAUUUUUAAGU